Messenger RNA from Xiphias gladius (swordfish), 2373 nucleotides. RefSeq names its product putative pyruvate dehydrogenase phosphatase isoenzyme 2 (gene pdp2). Bases 211 to 1833 code for a protein of 540 amino acids. The record is from RefSeq and is a predicted model, not a curated record. NCBI's taxonomy places the organism in Eukaryota, Metazoa, Chordata, Actinopteri, Istiophoriformes, Xiphiidae. Gene Ontology annotation, molecular function: protein serine/threonine phosphatase activity; cation binding. The transcript has 10 exons. Gene Ontology annotation, biological process: protein dephosphorylation.
AAUGGUUAACUUUAAAUAGUAUGUGUGUCUGAUUAUACACAUUGAUUCAGCAGAAAUGUAGCAGGAAAAAAGUCACGGAGCCUACAUGAUUUAAGAACUACAACAGCGCGUGUAAUGGCGACGUCAGACGUUGUUGCACGUCGCCGUUGCGUGGUAAGACAUCAGGGUGAUUGAGCUGCGCAACACCCUGCCGACAGCACUGCAUUAGAUAUGUCUGGUCGUGUUUACGCCAGCAUCCUUCAAAGAGCUUCAAGGUACACACUGACAUUUUCUUCUUCUGCACCGUUCCAGUGUGGCCACCUUGUUGCAUUUCUCUCUUGUCAGCCUCGACCAGCCCACCUAUGUCAAUUCUCAUCCUGGGGUACCUUCAGAUCAGACUACUUGUGCUUCAGUGGUGAAGAGUCAGGAAAUGGGUCUCUAAAAGGGCGACACCUCUCAACUCGUCAGGAUCUAUACUUCCAGCUCAGCCGGGUCCAAAUCAACAGUAUUCUGCGAUCUAAUGAGCAGAUUGUGAGAGUGCCAGAGUUUGAUGGCAGGGGACUCAAUACUGUGAGAAAGUUUGAGAGUAACCAGCUAGCUGCUAACACACCUAAUGAGGACCGUCGCAGUGCAGCCACCUGCUUACAGUCGAAGGGCAUGCUCUUCGGAGUAUUUGAUGGCCAUGGGGGUUGGGCUUGUGCCCAGGCUGUCAGUGAGCGACUGCUGUACUACAUAGCAGUCGCAAUGAUGCCACAGCAGAGUCUGGAGGAGCUUGAGAGAUGCAUGGAGCAUGGCAGACCUGUUCUUCCCAUCUUGCAAUGGUACAAACACCAUGCAGACUUCAACUAUCGUGAAUCUGCUUCUCUCUACAUCGACCACCUCAGAGUUUUCUGGCAGGAAUUACUGGACAGUGAGGAACAUGGCGAAGGCAUGGCCCCUCUGGAGGCUCUGGAUUGUGCUUUCAAACGGCUCGAUGCUGACAUCUCCUUGGAGGCUCAAGUCCCUCUUUCCAGUGACCUGAUGAAAAGCACAGCCAUCCAGGUGGCGUUUGCUGGUUGCACUGCCUGUGUGGCUCAUAUUGGCACAGAUGGGAUCCAUGUGGCGAAUGCUGGUGACUGCCGAGCAGUGUUGGGGGUGCGGGAGGAGGACGGUUCAUGGAGCGCUUUACCCCUAUCGCGGGAUCAUAACUCACAGAACCAGGCUGAGGUGGAGCGAAUCAAAGCCCAGCACCCACCCUCAGAGAGAGACACGGUGGUUGCAGAUGACAGACUGCUCGGGGUUUUGAUGCCCUUGCGUGCGUUUGGUGACGUGAGAUUCAAGUGGAGCUGUGAGUUGCAGCAGAGCAUUUUAGCCAGCCUGGAAUCUGGAGUGGAUCUCGACUCUCUCAACCUCUACCAGUACACUCCACCUAACUACCUAACUCCACCCUACCUGGAUGUGACACCCGAGAUAACAUAUCACAAGCUCAGACCUCAGGACUGCUUCUUGAUUCUUGGCACCGAUGGGCUAUGGGAUGAACUAGGUAACGAGGAGGCUGUACGACAGGUUGGAGAGCAUCUGAGUGGGAUUCACCGACAGGCUCCAGUUUCUGCAUCUGAGAGGCAGCUGAAAUUGGGUCAGAUGCAUGAACUCUUACUGAAACGCCGGGCCCGUGCCACCCCUGCCCUAGACACCAAUGCUGCCACACACCUCAUCAGACAUGCUCUUGGCACAGGGGAGUAUGGAGAACUAUGCCAGGAGAGACUGGCCUCUAUGCUUGCUCUGCCAGAGGACCUGGCUCGAAUGUACAGGGACGAUAUCACAGCUACCGUUGUAUAUCUGAACUCUGACCUGGCUGGACCUCACCACAUCUAAUAGAACUUUUUUUUUGUUUUUAAACAGGGCUGGACAGAGAUAAAACAUCUUUUGGGAUACAAAUGGUAAUCAUUACAACCUGUUACAUAAAUUGAUUUGUAAACAUUUUUAAUUGAAGGAACAGUUUCAGCGUUGUAUUGUGUACAGGCACUUUAAAAAAAUUUAAAAAAUCAGUGUUCCAUAGACUUAACACAGGUUACAUAUUCAUAACUGCAUAACUUUUGGUCCUUCAGUGUAUUCAUGAUGGUCAUUUUACAGACAUCUAAGUUACAUGUCAAAAGUGUAAAUACAAGGCUACAGAAUAAUGUACACACCCACUUUUUUCCUUGUCUGUAUUUUUGUUUAUUUGUUUUGCAGUUUGAUUUAGACAUCCCAUCUUUGACUUUUUCCUGUUACUUUACCUCUAUGUAAGCUGUGAAGUAUACUUUUAAUUUUGUAUAAAUGAAUUGUCUUUAAUGGGAUUUUUAGAUGUAUUUAACUCGACACUCAACUCACUGGAAGAAAGGUGCAAAUGCGUGAUAUUAAACAAUUGAAAAAUCA